UGAUAUCUUAUUUGAUAAAAAAAUUCCACAUUCAUACAAAUAUGCGCAUGCUCACAUAUGUAUAAUUAUACGUAGGUAUAUUUAUGAGAUCGACGCUUUCAGCGAGAAAGUAUAAGGACGUUCGAGAAACGAAAUGGAAAAGUACGUGAAUAGUAGGGUAACGACUGUAACAGUAUCAGCAAAGAUGAUUGUAGAGGGGUCUUAUAUGGAGUUCCUACGGGACUUACAACAGUCAGUCAGUCAGUCGGUCGGUUGAUCAGCCGGUCUUUCGUCCGUUCCUACGAUCUUUAAAAUUUCAUGAAAGAGUCGUAGGUGUAUCGAUGUUUUCGGUGAUUGAUCGAUAUUCUCGGAUUUCAUUAUUGAUUAAUAAGAGUAUAAAAGAACAGAACGAUCAUUUUUGUGAUUAGGAGCAAUGCGAAAGUCCAGAGGACUUUUCACAAUCGUUUGCGGACUUCUGUUGUCAUUUUCAAUAAACACUUGUGGAUGGUCGUUGGAUUUAUUCGGUUGGGGAACCAAACAAGCAGAGAUACUUGAUUUAAAAAUACGUUCCAGGGUUCUCAACUUUUUUCCUAUCCCAGUAGAAGAAGAGUGUUUAUCUUCGGAUAAACGACGACGUGGGAUAUGCAUGAACACGUACCAUUGUCGUAUUCAAAACGGAAAAUCAUAUGGACCAUGUGCUCUUGGAUUUGGUGUUUGUUGUAUAUUUACGGCGAGUUGCGAUCAAGAGGUGCAAAAUAAUCUGACCUACGUGACCAGUCCUGGUUUCCCGAACCUCAUCGACCGACCCAUGAACUGCUCGGUAGUCGUCCGGAAGAUCGAUAGGCAGGUCAGCCAAUUGAGGAUCGACUUCAUACACUUCAACAUAGGUCAACCUAAUAGAAGAACUGGCAUCUGUGACGAAGAUAUUAUGGAAAUUAGGAAUGGUAAUAGGUCGUCUCUAAAAUUGUGUGGGUGGAAUAGCGGGCAGCACAUAUAUUUAGACGUAAACGAGGCCGACGAACCUGUGACCCUUGACUUUAAGCUACCGAAUGGACUUCAUUCGCGAAUGUGGGAAAUGAGAGUGAUCCAAUUGGGUUUCGAAGAUCGUGCACCGGCUGGCUGCCUUCAAUACUUUCGUUCACCUAAUGGUACCCUUAAAACUAUGAAUUAUCUACCAAAUGGGAGAUUUUUAGCUGAUCAGGACUAUUUAGUUUGCGUUCGUCAAGAAAAGGAAAUGUGUGGUAUUUCUUAUACUCCUUGUUCGAAAGAUUCUUUUCGAAUAGGAGCUUCGAGAUCAGGACAAAUUGAAUCGAAUGCUACAACCACUGUUCCCAGAAGAAAAGCUAAUAACAGUACCAACAGUAGUAAUAACGUUAACGGUAAUUCUACUGACGUUGGACAAACGGAUUUUUUAAUGGAAGGAUCUGGAAGUGGUCCGGAUGGACAAGAGACUGUUACACCUUUAACUAUUAUAACUAGAAGAUGCAGAGACAAAGUUCUUAUACCUUGUGAUUUCGAGGAAUUUAUCACGCCCGGCAACAAUGGUGUCGGAAUUUGCAAUCUCGAACAUUGCGGAAAUUCGUUGUGCGAACGAGACGAGCUAGACACCGAUGGAAAUUGUCGUGUGGAGACUUGGGCAACGCCCUUUCGUAUAAGGGUUGCGUUUGGUCCUGGAGAGGAUACAGGGACAACACUGGAGGAUAAUGUUGGCAUGUGUCUUAUGUAUGAACAGCUACGAUGUGUACCUUAAACGUUUCAAUGGUGUGAUCUUGUGUAGCGUUAAAUUACGAGAGUAGAAAGGAGGAACGUCUUGAUGAAUGAAAUUGAAAGAGGAGAAAAGGGAUUACACUUGAAGGAAUUGAAGAGGAAGAUACAUAUUUGUAUACUAGACAAGUGUGUCAAAGAGUCAAAUAGUUUUUAUUUACAAACAAACUAGCUUAAAUCGUAAACGCAGCGCACAACUCUCGGUACAAUAAUAUAUAUAUAUAUAUAUAUAUAUAUAUAUAUAUAUAUAUAUAUAUACAUAUAUAUAUAUACAUAUAUAUAUAUAUGUAUAUAUAUAAUUCGCCUUUUUUAUUUUAUAUUAUUUUUUUGUUUUAUUCAUCCGCUCGGUCCCCUCGAUACCUCCCGAGAUUUUCGUCGGCGAUAUUGCGUGGUAACGUACAACGUUCGUACGAGAUUCGAUGCGAACCUAUUUCCAGAGCUAGACUUUUCUUCUCGUCGAGCGGCAUGUUACGGUUACAUCGUGUUACGUGAUGCGUCACGAAAUGCGCCGACGAUCACGACAAGGAUCAUAGCGAUAAUGAUGACGAUGUUACAAGAAUAGAAAUGAUAAUGCUUGUUAAUACGGUUACGUUGACGACACGUAUUGUAUUUAAUGUAAAAUUCGUCUUCCUCUUUGGUGCUAAUACACACGUUCGACAUGUUGGGAGAUUCCGCGCAUGUUGUUUCUUCUCUCUCCCAUUUUCGAUUUAUAAUAAUAUUGAAUAAUCAUAACGUGAUUAGCGAUUAAUUUGCGAUACCACAGCAUCGACGACAGCUCGACGUUGGCGUUCGUUAAGAAAAAUCGUACAACUCUAUCUACAAAGUCAAAAGGACUGAUAAAACGUGUAAAAGGGCGGUGGUCAACGAAUGCGAGUGAGAGGUAAUUUAAUGAUCGGGAAUAAGAGUGGAAGGAACAGGAGAGGCUUUAAGGAUGAAAGAGAAAAAGAAGGUGCUUGGUGAUUGGUCCCGGCGGUACUUAUUCAGGAUGCGCAAAGGAUAUACAUAUGUGUACCGAAGCGUAUUCGUAAGUCUAAAAUCGCGCUGGUUUGGAUGGGGCCAACGAGUUGGCGAAGUCCGCAAACGUGUCGGACGGAACGAACGAGUAUGCUGAUAUUGGAAAAUCUCAAGCGCUCGAUACACGUUCCGAGUCGACCUUAGGCCGUAGCGUGCAUUCCGGAACGGAUGAGUCUGAACGAUCGCUUACGCGUAAGCCUUAUGUAUCGGAACAUCGAUAAGCUCCGUGCAUUUCAGCGAAUAAGAGUCAAAGGACUACAACGAACAUACAAAUGAACGAAGAGAAUCCAUUUCUAAUUUUCGAUCUUUCUUUUCUUCCGACUUACAUAUCCGUCGUUCACUCUUUUCAAAGUCUCUCACGAUUAAGCGUUUUUUUUUUCAAUGUUUCCCUUUUUUCCUUCUUCUUUUUCCCCUGACCUCGAUCUUUUAUAAUGUAGAGAAUAAGCUAUCUUCGACAUUUAACGAGCGUUGUUUCCUACGAGUUAUAUUUACCGGUUUCCUAGCUCGCCACGUUACUUAAAGAAAGGCUGACCGAAAAUAGAAGGACCUCCUGUGGUUAAAGGUAAAGGUAAAGGGAAAAACAAUCAAAUCGUAACUUUAUGAUACUUAUAAGGGUUUGGAAUAAAAAUGUUGAAGGAGAUUGGUAAAUAUUGUUUGAUAUCCUUGUUCUGCAAAGCGAUCAGAGAUUUUAGCUCGGAUGUCCUACGUCAUAUCGUGCGUGAUUGCUUUACGUUUAUGAGAGAAAGAGAGAAAAGAUUUGGUAGAGGGGAGAGGAAGAGAGGGAGAGAGUGAGAACGAGCGAGCGAGAGGGAAAGAGAGGGAGAGUAUUCCGGAGGACAGCCACCGACUGUCUUAUCGUAAAAAUGUCCGCAAAGCUUAUUGAUCAUUGAGCGGACUUGCGAGCUGUUCCCUCUAACCUUCAACUCUGUCUUCUUCUUCCGUUCGGCGAACGCAUCGGCAGUGGAGAGUAGCCUCGAUAUCGGCUUAACCCAAGCCUCCAGUAGUCUUGGUCCCGUUGGUCCGCAGGUUAGAGUUCCUCCGGUCUUCCUCUGGAACCCACCGUACGAGAAAAAGGAAAAUCGACUACACGACUACACGAAGAAGAGGAAGGGUUUUGAAAAAGAUUGGAAAGUAAAGAAGAGAGAAAGAGAGAGAAUGUCAGGGUACCUGAUUUGGUAGCGAAGGGAUCCUUGGGAUGAUUGGUCUUGAUGGCGUUCAUCCUACGGUUCUGAGGCCCCUGAUGAGGAGGAGGGCAACCACCAGCUGGUUGUCCAUGCGUGACGCCAGAGGACGGAGGGCCCCCACCGGUCGUGGCGUGUUGGCUGACCGGUCCAUGUCCUCCAACUCCAGGAGGUCCACCAACGGUUCCACCAACACCAGUAGCACCAAUGCCAGUUGGUCCAACACCGGGAGGCGCGCCUGGCGCCCUGACCCUUGGCUGUUCGACGGGGCGAUCGUGAGGACACCGGCCAGGGCACAUAGCGCGCCUACGAACAUUCCCACAUACGUUUUCGGUACCAUGUCUCCGUAACCAACCGUGGUCAUCGUCACAAGAGCCCACCAUAAGCCGAGAGGUAUGCUCUUAAAGUCAUUCUCUGGAUUUGAUUGGGUUCUCUCGGCGUAGUACACCAGACUUGCGAAUAUCACGAUGCCGAGGACAAGAAAGAAUACCAGCAAGGUCAGUUCCUUUGCCGAGGCACGGAACGUUUGGAUCAAAAUCUUCAGGCCGGAUGAAUGACGGAUGGGAUGCGAAUCGUUGCAAUGCCAAGUCAAGGUAGAAACUCAAUGUUGCCACCAUGUCGAUCAAAUUGACCGAACUUUUUAUAAAGACGCAACGAUUUGGACUUGCUGUUAUCCGUAUAAGGAACUCCAGAGUAAACCAAGCGUUGCAGACACACUCGAUGUAGAAGAAGACGUCGUGGGCGUUCGUGCGCGUUUUGUCGAGCACCCAAGACGUCAUGUUGCCCGCUUUCACCGGCCGAUUCACUAUCACUGGCACUCGCAUGUCAGGAUGAGUCUUCAGGCAGAAUGACAGUAUGGAGACGCAGAUGAAGAAGACCGAAACUAUGCUGAUUACCUGUUGAAGAUCGACAUAGAAAUCUUGAUAAGAUUUGUUUCGAGAAACACAACCAGAGAAUUUCUUUGCAUCAUCACUGACCUUGGCGGCAGGAGAGGAGUACGGUUCGUCGAAGAGCGACCACAUUUGAGGCUUGAGUUUUUGCCACCAGGUGAGAGUGCCCUCGUAAUAGGCUUCCUCGAAGCCAAACUUUCUGGCCAGUUCCUCAUCCGUCGGCUUCUCCGUGUCCAAAUCCAACCUGUCCAGGACCGUCAGCGUUUCCUGCGUGUCCCGAUGCUGAUGAUGGAUGAUGGAGUCGACGAGAGAUGCGUCAAGGGGAGGGGCAACAACGAUCGUUAUUCGUACCUAUUCAAGCGAAAUGAUAAACGAACAUUGAAUCAAGUCGACUUAACGAUCAGAUAUAUGCGAAGCAUGGUGCAAAGAACGUGAAUUAAAGAGGGAGUGAAGAUUUGAUACCUGGGUAUAUGUCAUCCAACAACAAGGUUCGACUUGAUUGGAGUCGAGACCCCAAAAGUCGAGUUCUUCUUCGAAGAGUGGCCCGCAGACGUCCGUGGGAUAAUGGAGCUUUCCAGUGCGAUAAUAGUUGAGAACCUGAGCGAAGACUCCUGGGUGCCUAUCGAAGAAGUAUUCGUUGAGGAUCGGAUCGUAGUUCGCGAGGGCUUCAGUUAACCUCGAGAGCCUCGUCGCCGGGAUCUUCUUCAAGGUUGCCUUAUAUGUUUCAUGCCGUAUCCCACCCACGUUAAGAACCACGCGGUUCUCCGCGUCCAUAUUUAUCAGGUUCAUUUUGAUCACGGCUCUGCUACCGCCUGCCCUGACUGGAAGAAACCCACGUGUCCUACGAUCGGCGAAAUAGAAAAAAGAAAACGAAUUAAUAGGUACUUACUUGAAGUCGUUCGGCAUAAAAAAUAAGACUAGCGAAGAGAACUAUGCCCAAAGCAAGGAAGAAAACCAACAAUGCGAGCUCUUUCGCGGAUGCUUUGAAAGUAUGUAUGAGGAUUCUCAAGCCAGGUGAAUGUCUGGUCAAUUUAAAGAGUCGAAGUACUCUUGCUAUCGAGAGGACCUCAAGAUACAGGCUAGACUCCGUCAAGAAUUCCGUGUAGAAGCUGAACGUUGCCGCUAAAUCGAUAGCGUUCACCGGCGACACAGCGAAUCGCUUUAGGCUUGGACUGACCUACAAUAGAAUCCUUUCCUUUCGUCUUCCCUCGAGAUAAAUUUUACGUAGGAAUUUGAAGUAUAGUAAAUCGUUCGAAAUUUCAAAGACUUCCUUUCAUAUCAAAUUCAAAUAAGAUAUUCAUACUUACCAAGCAUCGAAGUGUUAUCUCGAAUGUGAACCAAGCAUUACAAGCGUGUUCAAUGUAAUAAAAUGCUCUAUGUGGUCGACCGAUUUCAUUCUCGUAAUGCUGAGUGAAUUCUACAGAGUAGUUAGAAGGAGAAUCAUCUGUUCUAAUUUGUGGUAGAUUACUAGGAUGG
Messenger RNA from Vespa mandarinia (Asian giant hornet), 6304 nucleotides. RefSeq lists its product as uncharacterized. The record is from RefSeq and is a predicted model, not a curated record. NCBI's taxonomy places the organism in Eukaryota, Metazoa, Arthropoda, Insecta, Hymenoptera, Vespidae.